AAAUUAAGCCUACGCAUGAAAACUUUAAACGGGACACUGCUGAACUUCUCGAUUGUGACGGGUGUAUAAUUUCCCAAGCUUUGCAGACAAUAUAGAAACGAGGAAGUGAACACUCAGAAAAUAAUGGAUGGACUGAGGACGACAAAAUCGGGUUCUCUCAUCGCCUUGGUGUUGUGUAUACUGUUUCUUGAGGCUCGCUACUGUAUUGAAGCCAACGAGAUUCAAUCACAAAAGUUGUGCUCUGAAGAUGUCUUAGUUCUUCUUCAGCAUCUAAGCUCAUCUCCAUGUGACGUAACAGAUGAGACGGAUAUCAUUGUAAAUAAUAGGAUUCAAGAUGAGAGAAACUGCCUGGUAACUUGUGACAUUAAGGGUUCCAUCAGGUCCACAAGCAAUUGUACUUCUCAAUGUCAAUCCACGGAUGAUAGUAAAAUCUCCAACUCCAUUGACAAGGAAGGUCAGCUUGAUUGGUCAAAACAAUUCUCCUUCUGCUGCGAAAACUCAGGAAGAAUUGUUAGCAUUAAAGGACGGUGUGAUUAUACAGUAUACGGUAGAAGCAGUUUAAAACUGGGAGAAAGAUGCAUUUUGGAGAAACAAUGUAAUGAUCCAGACUUUCCCUUGACUUGCUUAAGAAGCCGUUGCUCAUGUACAGAUAGGUAUAUAGAAUACAGAGGACAAUGUUUGAGGGAUGGACUAAACUACGGCACACGAUGUAUGAUAUCACGCCAGUGUUCUGGGUCUCCGUCUCCGCUAAUCUGUGAUACAAAUGAGCGUUGUGUCUGUUCACCAGGAUAUUUUUAUGAUGACAGCACAUACACAUGUAUAAAAGCAUGGAACCCACAACUUGGUGAUGACUGUACCUCAGAGCGGCAGUGUGGUGGAACAAAUACCUCCAUGACGUGUUCUUCUGGAAAGUGUGCUUGUAAAACAGGAUAUAUUCAGUCACACAGAAUGUGUCUUAAAGAUGGACUAAACUUCGGCACACCAUGUAUGAUAUCACGCCAGUGUUCUGGGUCUCCGUCUCCGCUAAUCUGUGAUACAAAUGAGCGUUGUGUCUGUUCACCAGGAUAUUUUUAUGAUGACAGCACAUACACAUGUAUAAAAGAUGUCAAACAAACUGGAGGGCCAGAAAUGCAGCAAAGUGAAUCAGAAGAUACGGUUAUUAUUGGGGCUGCAGUAGGAUCAGGAGUGACUGGCGUGAUCAUUGGUGUGAUGACGACCUUAGGUGUGAUGUUUCUUUUGAAGAGGAGCAGAACUAGGAAAGAUUGUGACACGGGAAAAUCACAGGAGGGUAGACAUGGGGUUUAUGAAGAAAGACUUGAAGUGGUUUCAAAACAAGAUACCUAUGAACAAAUAGGAAGUGUGGAGGAAAAGAAUAACAUCAGCAAAGAAGUGGUACUAAAUUCAGAAAGUAUGUACCAUGUCGUUGAACCAACACCAUCUGCUCCUAUUGAUGACAGAAUUAAUAAACAGGAAGAGGAAAGUGUGUAUAAUCACCUUUUCGAAAAAGUUGAGGAGUCUGGAAUUAGCAAUUAUGACAAUCCACACGAAAUCUGUGCAGGGCGUGAUAACCAGGUGUUUGUUGAAGAGGGGAAAACACAAAAUGCUGGCCAUGCUAAACAGGUAUUUGAUGAAGAGGGGAAGACACAAAAUUCUGCUUUGCCUGAGGAUGAUGAGCGGACUGGCUUUAACCUAAAGAGUCUGAACAAUGACAAUUCAGAAUCAGAUAAUUAUUUUGUACUCGUAAAGAAUAAUUGAUUGGUGGAAAAUGUAUACAGAAUAGAAGGCAUGAUAGUUACAUUUGGAUCAUGUGUAAAUUCAACAUUGAAAAUCACUAAAAACGUAUAUUUUGUAACUGCAAGUGCAUUGAUCUGUCAUGCUCGACUAACUAUAAUAUAUGCUUGUAUAUGUAAUACAUGAUGUAAUAAAAUGUGUUCUCUCU
Molecule: messenger RNA, 1939 nt
Organism: Ostrea edulis (European flat oyster)
Lineage: Eukaryota; Metazoa; Mollusca; Bivalvia; Ostreida; Ostreidae
Exons: 12
Coding region: 124-1755 (543 amino acids)
Source: RefSeq, a predicted model, not a curated record